ACGUCGGUAGUUCAUAUGGAACAAAAUGGCGAACUUUUCUCAGCGCGAGUUUAUAACUUGGAAAAUUAGGAUUUUCCGCGUGUUUAGCGAUUGUAUUUAAAGAAAACAUUCAUGCUGCAGUAAGCAAUAUGGAUAACUUGAGGUAUUGCCCCACCGGUGGUUACCCAUACACAGCGUCAGGGUAUUCCCUGACACUGAAUAUGAACCUUUCGUACCCAGAUAAUCACUCACGACACCAACCAAUCAACCAAGAUACACAUUUAGGAUAUCUGCAAAAUGACUACAAAAAUACCUAUUCAGGAUAUCAACCAAACAGCUACUUAAGUACCCAUUCAAAAUAUCAGCCUAAAAUCGACCAAAAUACCCAUCCACGAUACGAACCAAAUAAUAAUCACAAUACCAGUUCAGAAUUCCGGACACACAGUUACCAAAGCAACCAACCAAGCAGUUUUAGAAAUAACCUUCAGGGAAAACAACCUCGUAUUCAGCCAGACACUCCUGAAAUGGAGGCUGAAACGCAGGAACUUCAACAUAGGAUGGCUAAUCAAAGACAAAGAAGAUUUGAAUUUAAGGCAGAGAUCAUGCAAGAAAUCCAUGAACGGAGGCAAGAAAACAUGGCAAUUGCUAAGGAACUCAACCAAUUUGAAGAUUUUGUUGGACACCCAGAUCAUCUGGAAGAAGUGCACAGACUACGUCUGAUGAGAUUGAGGCUGGUGAAGAUUAGAUCAGAUCGAAAUGAUGAACGACUGGCAUUAAGAUCAGAAACACGGCCAAACAAAGCAAAUCGUUCAUUGCAAGAAAACAGUUUCCAAAAGACAAUGGGGAAAGUAUCUGAAGUAAAGCAGACAGGAAGUGGGGCACAUUCAUCCAAUACUUCACCGGUCUCCUUUGGUGUCACUAAUGAGGAUGUCUAUAAACGUGUUGGCAAACUGGAAGCUGAGAUAAAGACAUUUCUGGAAGAGCUUCCAAAAGAUUUAUCACCCAGAGCAGCCACAACAAACCCAAGCAGAUACCUGGACACGAGAGAUCACCACUCGACCCACCACAGGGAAAAGGCCAGGGAGAACUGCACUGUGAGUUACCAAGCAAGGCGAAAACAGAGGCCUGUGUUGGCACAGUACACUGAUAAUGAAGAGCAGUCAGUUUUCACACAGAGGAGGAAAUAUUUGCCAAACUCUAACAAAGAUGAGCAGGUUCUGAAUCAGUAUGUCCCUGUUCCAAAACCAAAUAAAACCUUCCUCAGAGAAAACGAAGUAGAUCUUGUUGAAUACUUUCCAAAAGGAAUUUACAAGGAUUAUCAAAUCCAGGAAAUAGGGCCAGACAGUAAGGUGUCUUUUUGCUUAAAAACUGAUACAGAUGUUGGUACCACUGAAUGUAGUCAGGAUAAAUCAAGCUGUGAGCUGUCAGAUUACAUGAAUGUCUCGUUGGAUACAAACACCAACACAAAUUCUGCAAGAAAUCAAGACCUUGGAGACUGUAUGCUGGUAUUGGCACGUCCAAAGUGUAGUAGUUCAGGAACCAUCCUUCAUUUUGAAAUAGAUGAGGAUGCUUCCGAGAUAACAAGUGUGACAAGGCUGCAGAAUUAUGGAAAUGUACCACGGUAUAAUCCUGCUCCCAAUGGAGAUAUCCCAGUCAAAAUUGUGCCGUCUUCUCAGAAACAAAGAAGUAACAACUCUCAGUCACGCAGUUAUACAGCCAACAACAUCCAAAAAGACACAUGUACAGUUUUAGCAUCAUCCAGCCAUGAUCAGUCUCCACAAAAACAGAAAAAGAUGGACUGUAUCACAUUUUCUGAUGAGCCAUCCGGACAGAGAAAGACUGUACAAAAGCAAGAUGGGCACGCAUCCGAUUCUGAUGUCGCUGUGGCCAAAAAAUCUUUAGAAAGUCUAAAAUUAAAAGGCAAAACAUCACAACAUUCACAACAAGAAAGAGCAUGUGGAAGCCCCUCUAUGGCUGUGAAGGAAGAGAUAAAGGGAGACAACCAUCUGUAUAUCCCUUUCCAUCUUGUUUCCUCUCUCCUGGGAUCAGAGGGCAUUGCUAACCUUGGCCUCCCACAGCAUGUGGACCUUGGAAACAACAAUCUGUACAUCCCCUUUAAGCUAGUGUCCUCUGAUCAGAUCAGGUUGGAAGGUUUGCCACACAUGUCUGACCAAGUAAGGUUAGGAUCAGGUGCUUCUGAAGGUCAGGAGGAUAAGAUCACAUACCUUGACUACAACGAAGAGGCACAAGAAUUACAGUUCCGACAUGGUUCUCCAUGGAAUGAUGCAGGUAGUCAGUAUUCUGAGCUGCAUGUGACACACACCAGACAAGGUGAAGGUCUCACAUUGGAUCUGUCUGGUAUAACUUCAACCUCUGAGAUCAUUGACAGGAUAUACGAGGGAACUGUGGCAUGCUUCUUUCCUGACAGAAGUAGUGGAGAAUACAGAUUCACCACCCUAUAUAGAAGGCCUGAUCAGCUGGAUACUGGCACUGGAACUGGAAAAGAUCCAGCAAAGGACUGGUUAGAUUUGGAGUUGACAGAUACUAGGGAAGAUCUACUUCGAGACCACCACAUUGACGUUCCCUUCAAACUGGUGUCGACUGACCAGCCCCGACCAAAUUGUGUGCCGAGACUUGACCUGCUUGGGAUUGCCUCAAAAUCAGACAUCGAUGUUGCCAGAAUAAACGAGAAUACAUUAGCUCAGUUUGUUUGUGAUGGUGAAGAGCAUGUGGGCAACUAUGCUGAAACAGAAAGCAUUACUACAUAUAGUACUGCUUCAUGGGAACAAGAAUUCAAGCCAAAAACUACUGUUCACAUAAAUCAGCCAGCACAACGUAGCGAUGGAAAUAGGAAACGGGUAACAGAGCCCAUUGAGGAUGUUGACACUGGUAUUUGUGCUUCAGGAUUGGACUUUACAAGUGCAUAUACAAGUGGGGGAAAGGCUAAAGUCCAAACUAGGAACAGAGAUCAGUCAAGGCGCAGUAUCAUGACCAAUAACAACCCUGCACCUGUGUGUGGGGGCAAUGAUAAAAUUGGUAAAAGGGAACUUGUUCGCGAGGGCAAGACAUCACAUGCCAGGCAAACUGAGCGUGAUGCUGUACCACAGCUGGCCAUGACUGGGUCUGCCUCUGAUGAGGAAGUUGCUAGAAUAAACCGAGGCUGUAGUCCUACAGUGUCUCUGUUUGCUGAGAGGGAGACAUGGGAAAACAAUGAUGUUCACACAGAAAACAGUGUACAAGGUACACAGCUUCAGUACCCAAAGCUUCCCCAAACAAGACCUUCCACCCUCACGAGCAAUGACCUCAAAACGGAUGACAUUGUACAACCCAAGGCUGUGAUGGUUGAUUAUGGCAUUGGAAGGGACAGCAGUACAGUAAAAUCAGCAUGUGGUAGUUUCUCUGGUGACAGUGAAAACCAUGCAGACAGCAGUCUUAUCCAAAAGGCAUCUGGUCCAGGAAAGGUCAAACAAAGGUCAAAGGUAGCCAUGGUAACUCAACAUCAGGAGUCAAAUGAUGUGUCAAAGUUCACGUGUGAUCAAAGCAAUGGAGAAUCUGAAUUUGAAGUACAAGAUUUUGAUGAGAAUGUUAGUUGCUCUUCUAGUGAUACAUCUGUUGUUGCCCUGAAGAACAACAUAGAUCCUUCUUCAGAGGUCACUUUAGAUUCCUCCAAAGAAAAAGGCAACAGAAAAUCUCCAGGAAAAAGGUUGAAAAAAUCGAAGAACAGUGUUGUUGAUUCUGAAAAUGGAUCCAGAAAAAAAGCAGAUUCCCCAGAGACACAGACCAACAGUAAAGCCAAGAAGGCUGGAAUGUCUGACUCUGAGUCUGACGACAUUUCCUGUCUAGAUUUGGGUGCAGAAAGUCAGAUACACUGUAGAACACAAGGACUGGUUGAUGGUGGCUGCUCAAGUGAUGAUUCUGUCAAAAGCAAAGACUCCAGGAAAACACCAACAGGGAAACUCUCUGCAAAGAAGUUAAAAAAUGAAAAAACGUCCAUGUUUUUGGCAUCAGCUGGUUCAAAAUCUGAUUUGAGUGGUGAUAACAGCUCCAAGUGUGGCACUAAAGUACAAGCAUUUGUUUUUGAUGGCUCCUCCAGUGAUGAUCUGGUACCACAGAAUGUCCAGAGAAAAUCUGUGACUGGAAAAAAGGCAGAUUCACCAGCACCAAAGACCAACAGUAUAGCCAAGAAAGUUGUAGUGUCUGACUCUGAGUCUGACGACAUUUCCUGUCUAGAUUUGGAUGAAGAAAGUCAAGAACACUGUAGAACACAAGGAUUGGUUGAUGGUGGCUCCUCCAAAGGCGGUCCUGUGAACAAAAAGGACCCAAGAAAAUCUGCUACAGGGAAACCCUCUGUAAACAAAACUAAAGAUGAAAAAGCAACCAUGUUUGUGGCACCAGGAGGUUCAAAAUCUGAUUUGAGUGGUGAUAACAGCUCCAGGUGUGGCACUAAAGUACAAGCAUUUGUUUAUGAUGGCUCCUCCAGUGAUGAUCCGGUACCACAGAAUGUCCUCAGAAAAUCUGUGAAUGGAAAAAAGGGAGAUUCCCCAGCAACAAAGACCAACAGUAAAGGCAAGCAUGUUGGAGUGUCUGACCCUGAGUCUGAUGACAUUUCCUGUCUAAAUUCGGAUGGAGACAGUCAGAAACACCAUGGAGUCAAAGGAUUAGUUGAUGGUGGCUCCUCAAGUGCUGCAAACAAAAAAGACCCCAGAAAAUCUUCAUCAGGAAAACUCUCUGCAAAGAUAUUGAAAAGCGAAAAAACAAAUAUGAUGUUUGUGGCAUCAGCAAGUUCAAAAUCUGAUUUGAGUGGUGAUAAUAGCUCCAAGUGUGGCACUAAAGUACAAGCAUUUGUUUAUGAUGGCUCCUCGAGUGAUGACCCAGUACCACAAAAUGUCCUCAGAAAAUCUGGACCCGGAAAAAAGCCAGAGCCAAAGACCAACAGUAAAGCCAAGACGGCUGAAGUGUCUGACCCCGAGUCUGAUGACAUUUCCUGUCUAGAUUUGGAUGGAGGCAGUCAGAAACACUGUAGAACACAAGGAUUGGUUGUUGGAGGCUCUUCAAGUGACAACUCUGUAAACAAAGAAGACCACAGGAAAUCUUCUCAAAGGAAACUCUCUGCAAAGGAGUCUAAAAGCAAAAAAACUAAUAUGAUGUUGGUGGCAUCAGUAACGUCAAAGUCUGACUUGAGUAGUGAUAACAGCUCCAGGUGUGGCACUAAAGUCCAAGCCUUUGUUUAUGAUGGCUCCUCCAGUGAUGAUCCGGUACCACAGAAUGUCCAGAGAAAACCUGUGACUGCAAAAAAGGAAGAUACCGCAGAAUCAAAGACAAACAGUAAGGUCAAGAAAGUUGGUGUGACUGACUCUGAGUCUGACGACAUUUCCUGUCUAGAGUUGGGUGGCGAAAGUCAAGAACACUGUAGAAAACAAGGAUCCGUCAGUGAUGGAACCUCCAGUGAUGACCUUGUCAAGAAAAAAGACCCCAAGAAAUCUGAGCAAGGAAAGCUCUCUACUAAGAAGUCAAAAAAUGAAAAAACAAAUAAGAUGUUUGUGGCGUCAGCAAGUUCAAAAUCUGAUUUGAGUGGUGACAAUAGCUCCAAGUGUGGCACUAAAGUGCAAGCCUUUGUUUAUGAUGGCUCCUCCAGUGAUGAUCCGGUACCACAGAAUGUCCAGAGAAAAUCGAUGACUGGAAAAAAGGCAGAUUUCCCAGCAAAAAAGACCAACGGUAACGUCAAGAAAGUUGGAAUGUCUGACUCUGAGUCUGACGACAUUUCCUGUCUAGAUUUGGGUGGCGAAAGUCAAGAACACUUUAGAAAACAAGGAUCCUUUGGUGAUGGAACCUCCAGUGAUGACCUUGUCAAAAAAACAGACCCUAAGAAAUCUGAGCCAGGAAAGCUCUCAACAAAGAAGUCAAAAAGUGAAAAAACAAAUAUGAUGUUUGUGGGGUCAGCAAGUUCAAAAUCUGAUUUGAGUGGUGAUAACAGCUCCAAGUAUGGCACUAAAGUGCAAGCAUUUGUUUAUGAUGGCUCCUCAAGUGAUGAUCCAGUGCCACAAAUUGUCCUCAGAAAAUCUGGACCUAGAAAAACGGCAGAUUCCGCAGAAUCAAAGACUGACAGUAAAGCAAUGAAGGCUGGAGUGUCCGAGUCCGAGUCCGAUGAUAUUUCCUGUAUAGAUUUAGGUGGAGAAAGUCAAGAAGACUGUAAAACACAAGGUAUGCUCGAUAAUGGUCCCUCCUGUGGUGACACUGUGUCUCUAAAAUCUAUGACAAACUUUGAUGGAAAAGUUGCAGCGCAAAGCAAAUUGUUAAAGCACAAGGGUGAAGUGAUAUCCGACCAAGAUUCUGAUCUUUCAUGCAUUCAUAUGGAAGGGGAUGUUUCCACUGUCGGGUAUGGUCAUGGCACGGGGGCCUCGAAAACAGUCAGCUCUGGCAAACAACGGACAAGUUCCGCAGUCGCUGGUGACAGCACACAUCCCUGUGAGGACCUACAGUUGGAUCAGUCACACAGAACACGUACAGAUAGAAAACAGAACACCACAUCCAAAUCUGAAGAUGUCCUACAGUUACCUACAAAUGUAUCGGAUAACAUAACAAAGAGUGUGUCUGGAAAUGUAGCAAAAACACAGGAAGCAGAAAAAAAGAAGGGGAAGUCUUUUAUUGGAAGUAUAAAAAGCACUUUGAAGAAGGGGACUGUUAGAAGAAAAGAGAAAAAUAGUCUUCAGACACCAACUCCAAUGGCAUCAAAUUCAAGAAAGAAAUCAAAGACGGGUAAAAACAAAGCUGGCAAGAAAAAAUCAGAUGAUUCCAGUGACCAUUUGGGAGAUCCUACAGCGAAGAAAGGUUCAAGGUUACCAGUAGUAGGUUCGGUGCAGAAAUCCAAGAUAACAUAUUCCAAUAUGAUAGGAAGUAACUUUGGCAUGCCAUCUUCAUCAAGGCACGAAGAAGGAGGGACUGAAACAACAGACACAACAAGGGAUGCUGGAAUAUUACCAGUAGCUUCAACCUCUCCAAAGGACGCUAAAGGUGAAAGGUCACAGGAUACAAAGACAAUCAUGCACAGGCCAAUGACUGCUCCCACCUAUAGAUCAUCAAAGGACAUACAGUCUGAUACAUGUACAGUUUCGGAUCUAUCCUGUUUAGAUUUGGAGGAGACUGCAGUCAACCCUGUUACAAAAGCUACACCAACAAAACAAACAAAGGGAGACACAAUAAACCCUUCAUUUAGCAGCAAUGGAAAAAAUGUGGAUAACUCCAUUCCACCAAAGUCGGCUGAAUCCAAGAGGUCAGCACAAGCAGGAGUACCGAUGAUAGGACGGAUCAAUCGGAUCACUCCAGGCAUUAGGUCUGACCCAGAUUCUGACCUCUCCUGUUUAGAGUUAGAAAAGACUGAAGUCAAAUCUGCUCAAAAGGCUGUAGAAGCAAAACCUACACCAAGAAAACAGGACCACAGAGUUACAACAAACCUUUCAUGUGACAGCACUGGAAAAGGUGUGGAUGUCGCCAUUCCACCAACAUCAGUGGAGUGCAAGAGGUCACCACCAGCAGGAACAAUUAUGCACACACCCAUGAAGGGAGCAGCAGGUCAGUUUUCUCCUGGUGUCGUCUCUGAUCCCGAUUCCGAUCUCUCGUGUAUUGAUCUGGGAGAAAGUGACUCAAUACAUGUUGGAAUGAAAACCAGGAAUCCCAAACCCGCAGUAAAGAUUUCAGCUUCCUCGGCAAGUAACACAAGAAAUGCUAUGGCAAGUGGUGGAAUCAAUAUUGAUAAUGUGUCAACACCUAUUGGGAUGUCUGACUCUGACAGAGUGUCCCAAACUGAAGAGAGGGUCAUUCAUGAAACAAGGACAAAGGCUGACCUUGGGUCACCUCAGCGCACAGUUUGUAAUCCAAAUGCUGAUAAUAUGGGAAGGAUAGCAACAACAGCUGAGACAACAAAUACAGCAAAUACACCCCAGGAAAAACAAGAGGAAAAACAUACAACACGCAAUCCCAGGUUUGACAUGUUCACGGCAUCAUCGUUUUUACCAGGUGGUGGUCACAGUUCAUCACCAGCAGGGGCAGCCGCACCGACACCAAACAAAGCCCCCACCACCAGAUCAUCAACAGGGAAUCAUUCGAAUCCAGAUUCAUCCGAGGAUGCUACAACACCAAAAGGAAAGAAGGGUCGUGGAAAAUUAAAGAAUGCUGCCACUAAAUUUCUUUCAAACAUCGCAACAAAAUUAAAGAAACCUAAAGCAAAAGCUGCACCACAAAAUGUGCCUCGCCCAACGUCAGCCGACCGCAGGAGAGUGCCAGCUGCAGAUAAUGUGUUGCACACACCAAUGGCUGCCCCAACCGCUCCGUCAGAGGAUACGUACUCCGACCUUUCCUGUAUUGAUCUGAAUGAAAGCAACAACAACUCCAACAAUUUUACAAAGGACUGUCUUUCUAAAGAACUAAAAGAAUUUAUAUUUGGCAGCAAGCAGCUUGAACCAGUUCAGUGGGAGUCCUCUCUGGCUCAACCGGGAACCCGGACUGAAAUUAGGAAUGACCGUCUCCUAGAUGUUUCCUCCAAACAUUUGAAUUGCCCUAAUGGUGUCUCUCGGUCCAACGUGUCUCGUCUGGCAUUGAAGACAGACACUGACGUCACUUUGAGCCAUGAGAAGAUUUUACCAUAUGUGUUGACAGACUGGAAAGUGUGUGGUAAUCAGCAACUCGACCAAGGGUAUCGAGCCCAGCAGAGACGACAGCCACAAAGAAGAUUUGGAGUUGUCUAGAUACCACAUGAAUUUCCUCAAAUUUUGGCAGAGAUAUUGCCACUUGAAGUAUUUCCAACAUUCGUUGAUGCUUAUGGUGAAGUGGACAUGACGCAAGCAACUAGAGGAUGUAUUAUAGUCCAUAGUUAUACCAAAUAAAUCCUGUAUAUGUAAUAGUGUAGUUAAAACUACUACAAGGGAAAUUGUACUCACAAAGGGUGCUGCUUUAUUAUCAUGCAAUAGGGUCAUCUUUCUUGUGUCAAGUUUGAAAAAAUACACAAGAUAAAGUGGUAAUUUAAAGUGAUAUAUACAUAUUAUUGUUAUAACAUUUAUAUUUACAUGUGAAAAUGGCUGUGAUCUUUUUAAUUUCAUGUAUACAUACAUGUACAUGUUUAUUAUAUGGUUGAUAUUUUUAUAGAUUUUUUUUGUAUGAUUGGAGUUCCAAUUACAUUCCAAAUGAACUUUGGUAUACUAAUUUGUGAUCUGUAGUUUACUACAUGUACCAAGUAUGUAAACAUUAACAUUACAUA
Messenger RNA from Mizuhopecten yessoensis (Yesso scallop), 9229 nucleotides. RefSeq lists its product as uncharacterized. Bases 129 to 8720 code for a protein of 2863 amino acids. NCBI's taxonomy places the organism in Eukaryota, Metazoa, Mollusca, Bivalvia, Pectinida, Pectinidae. The record is from RefSeq and is a predicted model, not a curated record. The transcript has 27 exons.